Molecule: messenger RNA, 3270 nt
Organism: Penicillium canariense
Lineage: Eukaryota; Fungi; Ascomycota; Eurotiomycetes; Eurotiales; Aspergillaceae
Product: tetratricopeptide repeat protein
Exons: 5
Coding region: 1-3270 (1089 amino acids)
Biological process (GO): transcription by RNA polymerase III
Cellular component (GO): transcription factor TFIIIC complex
Molecular function (GO): protein binding
Source: RefSeq, a predicted model, not a curated record
AUGGCAGACCCGGAUCCUCCUAUGGACUAUACCUCUCCUUCGGGAGAGGCAUACGUGUAUCCUGAUAUCGAUGAGGCCAUUCAGUACCCUUGGCGGGAGAAUAAUGCUGUUGCCGCCCAGGCUCAGAACGUCCCGGCCUCGGUGAUCGACCCUCGCUUGUAUCAGUCGUUAUUUUCUCAAAACGCGCCCGAAAACCCUGAGCAAGAGUAUUUGGGUGACGAAGCUGGUCUAUUAUCCGAGGAUAGCCAAGUAUCCCAGCCCAGACUUUAUGCGGACGACAUGAGCAACGACGAUUCAGACUACGAGAUUUCAGAAGAUGGAAGCGAAAGUGACGAGGACGACGAGCCUCCUGAAGGUGAAGAUUCUGAUGACUCUGGUGCGGCGCGGCGGCGGCGGCGCCGAGGUGGAGGGCGUUUCUCAGGUCGUUAUGGUGCCCGCGGUGGAAAGGGCAUCAAACGAGGGCCGCGCAAACCGCUGGACCCGGGCCCAGAAUUCAAAUUGUACCAUUCAGAAGCCACUUCUGCUUUCAUUGAUGGCGAUUAUGACCGCGCCCAUGAGUUCGUGAAUCAGGCAAUUCAGGUCAACCCCGAGAUGUUUCCGGCUCAUUCACUGCUGUCAGAAAUUUGGCUGGCCAAAGGAGAUAAGGUUCGAGCCUUGCAAGCUCUUUGGAACGGUGCUCACACCCGACCAAAAGAUCCUACUGUUUGGAUGAAGGUUGCACGACUCCUUCUGGAACGCGCUGGUGACAACCGUGGGAGUGCGCUGAAUGACGUUGUUUAUUGUUACAGCCGUGUGAUUGAUAUUCAACCGAGAAAUUUCAAUGUUCGAUUUCAGAGAGCUGCACUAUACCGGGAGCUCGGACACAAUGGCAAGGCCGCCAGCGAGUACGAGCGUAUUCUGAACGAACGGCCGCACAACACCAGAGCUCUUCGACACCUAGCAGAGAUUUUCAUUGAUCUCAACGAUGUUGACCGGGCAGUUACUCAUUGGUCAAUAAGUGUCGACUACUUUACCUCCCUUGACCCAGAUCAAGUUCGUGAUUUCUCUUGGUCCGACAUCAACAUCUAUGCCGAGCUCUUCGGCUAUGUGGGCCGGCCACGAGAAGGGCUCUACCAUCUUAAGUCACUUUCUAGAUGGCUGCUGGGUCGCAAAGAUGACAUUAUGUGGGUGAAUUUCGAGGACGAUGACCGGGAAUGGGACUCGGAGGAUUCACCUCGCCGAAUCAAGACUGAUGGAUUCAUUCCUGGUCAUUGGCCGCGGGAUAGCUAUGGACUGGGCCUCCCUCUCGAGCUUCGGGUCAAGAUGGGGUUGUUCCGCCUGAGGAUGGGUGAUAAGCAUCACCAAGAGGCAAUGCACCAUCUGGAAUAUCUGAACCCUGAUGAUACCUCUGAAGGGGCCCGGAUCUUUGAUUACGGGGAUCUGUUCCGAGAAGUUGCAGACGCUUUGAAAGAUGUUGGAAUGCUAGAAGAAGCGCUCCGCUUCUACGAGCCCAUCCAGCAAACUACGGAAUAUGCUGACAUCAGCUUCUUCCUCGCCAUGGCCGACUGUUGCAUGCAGCUGGGCAGGGUGGAAGAGGCUGAAAGUUGCUAUCUUACCGUUGCCGAUCAUGACUCGAGGAACAUGGAGUCACGCGCGCAGCUAGCGAAGCUCUAUGAUAGUCUCGGAAUGAGCGAUCAGGCAUUCAAGUAUGUCAACGAGGCCGUCUUGAUUGGCCGACAGGAGACCAGAACCCGCCGGAGGAGAAAGGAUGCUCGGCUAGAACAACUUGCCGCCGAAUUCAGGAGGUCGGACCCAGGGGCCCUGAGGCCCAUCGCACCUAAACCCGGACCACUCGACACGUGGACAGCAACUACUUCUGGGCAGGGGCGUGUUGAGAGAGUUGAUAGUCACCGUGCAGAUGACAUCCAAUUUCUGUAUGCAAAAAUGCAGCAAUUGGAGCCCAAAGUCAAGGAUGGCGAUGUCGAUGCGACCGAGGACUGGCUUGAUAUUGCUGAUGCUCUGUUGCGCGAUUUUCGAUCAAACCGAAUCUUUUACCCGAUGGCACGCACUACCGAAUUCCAGGGCUAUUCGAGCCAAGCACAACGGAAGAGCGGCGGCGUUAAGACCAGCGUUUUCUUGGAUGAAAUGCAAGAAAUAGCGGGACGGUUGCAGAGGUCGAGGGGUGGCGACGUUCAAGAAGAAGCACUGCAUGACGUUGUUCCAACGGAAUAUCAUGGCAUUUCCUUUGACUCGUGGCUAGACAUCUUCCUACAGUAUGCCCUCACCAUCACCGACCAGGGUGAGCCAGUUGAAGCAUAUGAAGCCCUCGAAGCUGCUGCGACUGCUAGUAUUUGGUUCCACGAUAAGCGAAAGUCUCGUAUGAUCCAUGUCUGUUGGUUCACUUGUGCACUUCGAGCCCAGGACGAAGAGGCUCUCACUAGUGAGGCUCGUUGGUUUGUGAAGGAGUAUCAGUUCGUCACAGACACGUAUCGCCUUUUUUCGAUGCUGAGCCAUCUAGCUGGGAACCCUCAAAAAUCACUUUUCAACUCCUCCCCAAGUAUGAAGUUCAUGCUCCGCCAGAUCAAGGCUAUGGACUUUACUUUGCCAGACAUGGAGAAUAAGCCCCAGCCGCCGCGGCAAUCUGUCUGGAGGGAACGUGCUGCACUCUCAACCAAAGACGAGAAUGGCGAACCAAUUCCAGCGUAUGAGCUGGAUAUCGCUUUGCUGGUGCUGUACGGUCAUAUUCUCUAUUCAGGCAACAGCUUCUAUCCAGCCCUGAACUACUUCUUCCGUGCCUACGCACUCGAUGACCAGAACCCGGUUGUUCUUCUCUCUAUUGCUCUCUGCUUCAUCCACCAUUCUCAGAAGCGACAAUCGGAGAACCGACACUAUCUUAUAAUGCAGGGCCUGUCGUUCAUGCACGAGUACCGCCGCGUUCGUGCGAAGCGUGGAGCUUCAAUGCAAGAGUGUCAGGAGGUUGAAUUCAAUUUUGCUCGCAUGUGGCAUGGCCUGAAUUUGGCCCAUUUGGCCAUCGAAGGGUAUGAGCGUGUGCUCAAAAUAGGUGAAGAGAUUCAGCAGCAGACCCGGGAACAGUUGGCUGGGCCAUCAAUUAGUGCAACAGAUGGAGCUGAUGUGGAUAUGGAUAGGGCUGGCGACGUUGCUGUGACUGCGGGCCAGAACUUUGUCGAGGAUUUCUCGCACGAGGCUGCUUUUGCUUUGCAAUGCCUCUAUGUGCUCGGUGACGAUACAAACACUGCCAAGGAUGUUACUGACAAGUGGCUUGUCAUAUGA